AUGAGCCAUGAGCUAAAGUCACCAUCGUUAGGAAUGAUCUCCAUGGCAACACGUACCACGGCGACAGUCAGCCCUCUCACCCCUUCCCCCGUCAACGGAGCAGCUUUGGCCAAUGGGAGCCUUGCAUCCCAGUCCUCCCAUUCCGGAUUUGCUGCGGCUCUUCGCAAACUUGCCAAACAAGCUGAGGAGCCCAGAGGUUCUGCCUCCAUCAGCAGUGAAUCAUCUCCAGUUUCCUCCCCAGCCACUAAUCACAGCUCCCCUGUCAGCACGCCCAAACGGGGCCCCAUGGGGCCAGUGUUGAUCCCUGCAGGCAGCCACAGUGUGCCUGGCACCCCUCCUGUGGUCACCAUAGCACCAACUAAAACCAGUAAUGGACUGUGGAGAAGCGAGGGACGGCAGAUGAGGGUGAUCCACCGGGUCACCAGUAGGGAUCGCUUGGUUCCAGAUGCCCCGGAGAAAAGUGGUCUGUCUAUCCCUCAUCACCUGGUGGGGGCGCCAUUCAGCUUGGGCCUGUCCCCAAACACAGUUAUGCAGGAUCCCCGACUUCAAGCUUUCAAUUUGCCACGGCAGGUUCCUCACAUGCUCCCUGUAGGAGCAGUGUUGUCAGAGGAGUACCUUCGGGGAUUGCGUGUGUACUCCAGUGCUGAAGACCUGCGUCUACCCUCUUUGCCCUUGGGUCUGGACCCCAACACUGCUGCAGCCACUGCCGCGUACCUCCACUCUGGCUACCUGCCACACCCCAACCUCUCUUCAUACAGAAUGGAUGAGUCCAUGUGUUUAUCUGCCCUGCGGGCGCAGUUCUGUCCACUGCCAGCAGGGGGAGCUCUGCCUGCUCUCCAUCCUUCAGCUCUUCACUUUCACCUGUCAGGAACUCGUGUCCCUGGAGACCUGGCACACCCAGCACUAAUGGCUCUGCAGUCUGAGAGGCUGCAGAUGGAGGAUGAGCUCCGCCAACAAGAAAAGGAAAGAGAGAGAGAGCGUGAGAGAGAGAAAGAGCGAUUGUAUGAGGUGGAGAGAGAGCGGGAGUUUGAGAGGGAGAGAGAAAAAGAGAGAGAGAAGGAGAAGGAGAGGGACAGAGAGAUGGAGAGACAGAAAGAGAGGGCAAAAGAGAGAGAGAUUCAGGCAGUUCGUGCUAUGGAGAAGCGUUUCCUGAAUCAGGAGCUCCAGGCACACAGACAGCAAACAGAGGAGAGAGCCAAGAUGACUGAGAGACUCACACCAAACUGCCUGGACAAAACCAAAGAGGUUUCUCUGCCUCCCCUGAAGCCUUUACAGCCUGGAUUCUGUCCAUCUCUGCCCACCCCCCGCCCGUCCUUACCCGCCAUGGGCUCCUCUACGGUGGGGCACUUUGUACCGGGAGCUCUGCAGGGCUUCGGGGAGGAGGAGCGCUGGCCUGGCCGACAGAGGGCUCCACGGCAGGAGAAGGAGGCGUUCCCUGGCUUGGGGUGCGAGCUCCGAGGGCAGGUUUUGGAUCAGCAUCCAGGGCCAGGGAGGUCACGAGAAACAAUGGAGCCCCCAGACCUGCACCAGUCGAACUCAAACCAGCGUGACUCCAGUAACAGAGAGCCACUUCUGCAUUUGGCAGCCCCCCCACCUCUCAUUUCCCCCAAACCUCACCCUCCGCUCCCUCCCACUACACUGUGGAACCCCAUCUCACUCAUAGAAACCACCUCCGACUCCCGCCGUGCCUAUGAGCUCCACACUCCCCCCCUGCGCCCUCCUCCGACUCUCACCAAACCAGGCAGGGUGGCGGAGGAGACGGGCAGGAGGCAGGAAUGCCCAGAGAGGUACCCAGUCAUGCCGGGGCACAGUCUGCUGGAACCUGGCACCUUCCUGACUGAACUGGAAAAAUCCACUCAAAGUUUUCUCAGCCAACAGAGGGCAUCGCUGGCGCUACGACCCCAGCCAAGCCAAUAUGCAGAACUCAGGGUUACCCAGAGGGCCAGCUCGCCAUGUAGGGGCCUCCAGGGGCCCAGUCCAGUGGGCCCUAAUCCCAUGCUUGUGUGUGAUGAAGUUCUCCAGCCGCAAAGGGGCCUGGUCAGUAAGCUGGACCUGGAGGAGAAGAGACGCCGGGAGGCCAGAGAGAAAGGUCAUUACUAUGAGCUGGAUGAGUCAUUUGAUGAGAGUGAUGAAGAGGAGGUGAGAGCCCAUCUCAGGAGGGUGGCUCGGCAGCCUCCUCUAAAACUGGAUGAAAGUGCUGAGAAGGUGGAGUUCCUGAGAGUGUUUGGGUUGACCACUCACUCUCAGAGGGAUGAACUGCUUUGGGAAAAGAGAAGAAAGAGAAGGAGGAUGAUGAUGGAGAGAAGCCCCUCCCCUCCAGCCGUACAGGGCAAACGCCAGACGCCUCCCGCGCUUCCCCUCACCACACAUUUCUCAGCAGAGGAGAUGGACAGCACUCCUCUACUGGACGACAAAAAACGCUUUCUCUCAAUGUUCAGUCUCACCCACAUCAGCACGCAGCAAAGGAGAGAGAGAGAGAAGCUGAUUGAUCUUUUGCAAGCCAUUAGACAGCGGAGUGUAACACUGGACACACAGCUCCCUGACGCAGGCUCUUCCAGCUCCACAGCAUUUCCUCUGAAAUCUUUGGACAGUGGUAACUGUAGAGACACACUGAAGGUCACCACCUCACCACCCAAACAUCCCUCCCCUUUGCUCCCACACCUGGAGCAGUCGCAACUGGGAGAGCCUAACUCCAUUAAGAGAAUCCCCAGUCUGCUUCCUGCUGUCCCAUCUCCUCCCCGGCUAAAGGAACAGCCAGCCGGCCAGAACGGCAGGACCCACCCUUGGGAGAGCUUCACUGCGGAGGAGUUUGCUCAGCAUUUUCACCAGUCAGUGCUCCAGUCAACACAGAAAGCCCUGCAGAGACCUAGAGGGGGAGCUACAGCAGGCACUGAGCCAAAUCACAGAAUAGAUUCAUCUGUGCACUAUAACAUUUCAGACCUACAGGGGGUGCCAAAUCAAGUACUGCACUCUCAAACAAAUGGUCACACAUGCCCUCUACUAACCAACCCCAAUCCACCAGGAGCGCAGCAUGAGGUCUGGGAUGAAGAAGACUCAAGUGAUGAAGAUGAUGAGGAAGAGCAGGGGUCUUCCUCCCGCUGGCAGGGCAUUGAAGCCAUCUUUGAAGCAUAUCAAGAAUAUAUGGAAGAGAGGAGUAUAGAGUACGAGGUGCUUCAGGGGGAGUGCAGGAGGUUGGAGGUGCAGCACUAUAACCUCACUGUGGCAGCUGAGCAGCUCUCUCACAGCAUGGCGGAGCUCCUGGCUCAGAAACAGAGGAUGUCACUGGAGCGAGAGCGCAUGCACAGCGAGCUGGAGCACAUUAGGACGUACCUGGCACUGCCAACCUUGCCCUGGCACAGAGGCCAUGUUAAUGGGAAGUCUCUUAGGUGA
Molecule: messenger RNA, 3390 nt
Organism: Chanos chanos (milkfish)
Lineage: Eukaryota; Metazoa; Chordata; Actinopteri; Gonorynchiformes; Chanidae
Product: genetic suppressor element 1-like
Exons: 16
Coding region: 1-3390 (1129 amino acids)
Source: RefSeq, a predicted model, not a curated record